Molecule: messenger RNA, 1168 nt
Organism: Phycodurus eques (leafy seadragon)
Lineage: Eukaryota; Metazoa; Chordata; Actinopteri; Syngnathiformes; Syngnathidae
Product: histone H1-like
Exons: 1
Coding region: 18-650 (210 amino acids)
Biological process (GO): nucleosome assembly
Cellular component (GO): nucleosome
Molecular function (GO): DNA binding; structural constituent of chromatin
Source: RefSeq, a predicted model, not a curated record
CAAAGCAAAUAUCAGAAAUGGCAGAGACAGCACCAUCCGCUGUUGGACAGUCCAAGUCCCCGGGAAAAGCAAAGAAGAAGCCGGCGAGCAAAGGUCAGAGGAGCGAUGGGCCCAGCAUUCCCAAGAUGAUCCUCGAGGUGAUGGCUGAGUCCAAGGACCGAAAAGGCACCUCGGCGGCCGCGCUCAAGAAGGCUCUGGGGGUUAAAGGCUUGGACGUGGCCAAGUGCAACAAACGUAUCAACACCGCCCUCGUUCGAGUGGUGGAAAAAGGCGCUCUGGUACAAACAAAGGGAUCCGGCGCUUCUGGUUCCUUCAAGCUGGCUAAGAAGGAAGCGGCUGCCAAGCCUAAGGCAGACAAGAAGAAGAAGACAUCCGCUGGCCAGAAGCCUGCCAAGAAAGUGAUAAAGCCUAAAAAGGCUGGAGCAGCAGCGUCACCCGCCAAGAAGAAGAACCCUAAGAAUUUUAAGAGGGUUGCGAACAAGUCUACUCCGAAGAAGUCCAAACCAGCAAGCAGUCCCAGCAAGACAGCAGCAAAAGCAAAACCAAAAGCCAAACCGGCCAAGAUGGUGGCUAAGAAAACUAAUAAAACUACUAAUACGACCAAGGCCAAAGCGACCAAGAAGCCAGCGCCCAAGAAGACGAAGAAGUGAGCCAGUGGACUUUUACAAACCCUCAACCAACCAAAGGCUCUUUUAAGAGCCAAUACUUACACUCAAGAGUAAUUCCUUAUUUCUUUAUCUUAUUACUAUUAUGAAGAUGGGAAAAAAAAAUAUGGUUGCAAAUACAAAUGUGGUUCUCACUUGCAGCAGUUGCUGUUGUCGAUAUCUGUAAAAUUGAAUUCUGGCUAGUUAGAAUGAAAUUGUAGAUCUCAAACAGGAGCUGCAGAUAGUGGAUAUUGGCAGCUGAAUAGUGGAUAUCUAUAAUUAGAAACCCCAUACACAUGAAGUUCAAAAAGUGAAGUCAUGUGUCCUGAAAUGAGAAAUGAAGUCGCAGAUGUCUAAUUCAGUUUUGACUGGACAAAAAAACUCAAUUAUUUCGAUUUGUCAACUCGACUACAAUUACAUCACAGAGAUUGUGAAUGUAAAUUUCAACGAUUCAAAAUAUAAUUAGAACUAGUCAGACGAGUUGAUAUCUAUCAUGUUAAUUCGUGAGUGUCAAGCCUACCGUU